AUGGGUAAUUGCAUAGUUCUUCAAGAAAAAGUUGUCAAAGUGAUGAAAACAGAUGGAAAAAUUCUUGAAUACAAAGCUCCCAUAAAAGUCCAUCAAGUGUUAUCACAAUAUUCUGGCCAUGUAAUAUCUAAUUCCCUUCAAGUCAUUGAUCAAAAUCUUCAGCCAGAUGAUGACAUGCUAGGUGGAAGAAUUUAUUAUCUUUUGCCUAUAUUACCUCCAAAACCAGCCACUAAAAAGAAGGUCAAGUUUGCUGAUGAUCAAUUAGUUGAAGACAAAACUAAGCAAAAUACAGAGGUUGUAAGGAUUAAACUUGUCAUUACUAAAAAAGAGCUUCAAGCUCUGUUAAUGAGUGUUGAAGGAGGAUUAAUCACAGUUGAUCACAUCCCGCAUCGUACAAAUGACAUCAAGAGUUCUGUUAUUGAAGAUAAUACGGAUCGAGGUAAAGGAUGGAAGCCUGUUCUUGAUGAUAUACCGGAAUUUGACUAG
Lycium barbarum (goji berry) is the source of this 486-nucleotide messenger RNA. RefSeq lists its product as uncharacterized. Lineage: Eukaryota; Viridiplantae; Streptophyta; Magnoliopsida; Solanales; Solanaceae. The transcript has a single exon. The record is from RefSeq and is a predicted model, not a curated record. Bases 1 to 486 code for a protein of 161 amino acids.